GCAGUCCGGGCGGGGGGGAAUCGGGUCUACCUCGCAUCCCCGGCGGUGGUGAGGUCUACGCCGGGGCCCGGGCAGGAGGGGCUCAGGUCUACCCCGCGUUCCGGGCGGCGGUGAGAUCCACCUCACGGUCCGGGAGGGGGUGAGGUCUACCCUGUGGCCAGGUCUACCCCGCAGCCUGGGCAGGGAGGCUCAGGUCUAUCCCGCGUUCCGGGCGGCGGUGAGAUCCACCUCACGGUCCGGGCGGGGGCUCCGGUCUACCUCGCAGUCCGGAAGGGGAGCUGCAUGCUGCUGCCGGGCGCGCCACUGCUGCGCUGGCCACUCCGCUGUUCCCUGCGCCACCCGCCUGCCCGCUGCCUCAUGGAGCUGCGGGCGCUCGUGUCUGCCCUAGGCGACUUUGCGUCCCUCUCUCUGGCUGAGAGCUGGGACAACGUGGGGCUGCUGGUGGAGCCGAGCCCUCCCCACACCGUGAACACCCUGUUCCUCACCAACGACCUCACGGAGGAGGUGAUGGAGGAGGCCGUGCAAAGGAAGGCAGAGCUCGUUCUUUCUUACCACCCUCCCAUAUUUGCGCCACUCAAGCGGGUAACGUGGCAGACCUGGAAGGAGCGGCUCGUGGUCCGGGCCCUGGAGCACAGAGUUGGGAUUUACUCCCCGCACACGGCGUACGAUGCUGUACCACACGGAGUCAAUGCCUGGCUGGCCAAGGGACUCGGUGCCUGUACGUGCAUCCCGCUGCGCCCGUCGGCUGCGCCGAGCCAGCCCGCCGAGGGCACGCACCGCGUGGAGUUCUGUGUGGGCAGCCCUGAGCGCCUGGACACGCUGCUAUCCAAAAUCAGAGGCAUCCAGGAGAUCUCCUGCCUCACCACACUCCCUGCCAGGGUUGAAGGUGAGGAGCAAACACGAGUCACUCUGAGCUGCUCCCAGAAAGCCCUGUUGGAGGUGGUGGCUUUACUGUCCCAAAAUAGCCUUCUUUAUCACAGGACCGAGAUUCUCUUGUUACAAAAGCCUCUUCUUCCCCACACGGGAAUGGGACGUCUAUGCACGCUGAGCGAGCCGGUGUCCUUGUCAGACGUGAUGGGACGGAUCAAAAGCCACCUAAAAUUACCGCACAUCCGCUUAGCCCUGGGAACGGGCAAGGCUCUAGAAUCGCCAGUGAAGAAGGUUGCUCUGUGUGCUGGCUCUGGGAGCAGCGUCCUGAAGGGAACGGAAGCUGACCUCUAUCUCACAGGGGAGAUGUCCCACCACGACGUUCUGGAUGCGGUCGCCAAUGGGAUAAGCGUUAUUCUGUGUGAGCACAGCAACACCGAGCGAGGCUUCUUGUCAGAGCUGCGUGAGGCGCUAGCUGUCCACCUACAGAACAAAAUCAACAUCGUCGUGUCCGAGAAAGACAGAGAUCCCCUCCAGGUGGUAUAGGAGAAAACAAAAACAUCAAAAAAUUGGACAGAAUUCCCUUGAGUUUCAUGGUAUGUGGCACAGACCUGUCCAGCUGCAAACUUCAUGGAGAUGUGCUGAAUUGGGUCAGUACAGAAUGAUUGUGUUAUAUAUUCCAUCAAAGUCUGGGAUAUGUUUUGUCAUGUCGGAUAAAUACAUGCUUGUUUUGGGAUACUGAAGGCUGAUUGACUCAAUUACCGGGCUGCACCUGAAUAAAUUUACUGCAUACAGUUACAUCUGAUACCCAUGAUACUCAAAGAUUGGUUUGGGUAAAAUAUAAAAACCUAACUUACCUCCAGUUUUAAGCUCAUGCAGCAGUUCUGCCCUCGUGCAGUUACAUCUAAUCAUAUCAGUACAAGUCACUGAUACUUUAGCUAAUUAAUCUCCUGAUAAUAUUUAAUGAAAGGGUGUGGAUCACCCAUUUGCAUUAACAGUCAUUUUAAGGCACCACUGAUAUACAACUAUACACAAUUCAGGUAUUUGGUACUGGUAUUCAGUUGCACAAGCUCCCAUUAAUGCAGCUUUAAGGCUAAUAGAUGGACUCUCAAUUAAAAAAAAGCUUUGGAAGGUUGUAACUUCUUUAACAAAACUGUAAAUAAAUUUAAUAUGCCAUUGUUA
Columba livia (rock pigeon) is the source of this 2049-nucleotide messenger RNA. It is a transcript of the gene NIF3L1, whose product is annotated as NGG1 interacting factor 3 like 1. The coding region runs from base 283 to 1413 and encodes 376 amino acids. The record is from RefSeq and is a predicted model, not a curated record. The transcript is spliced from 7 exons. Gene Ontology annotation, cellular component: cytoplasm; mitochondrion. NCBI's taxonomy places the organism in Eukaryota, Metazoa, Chordata, Aves, Columbiformes, Columbidae.